CGACAACGUAGUUCAAAAGCAAAAGCAAAGCAAAUAGAGUACUAAUGAAUUCGUAACUGGAUAGCUGCACGAGAUGCUCCUCUUCUUGAGCUCUGCAAGAUGUUCAAGUAAUUCUUCAAGCUUCUUACACCAAGAUAAUCCCAGAAUUUCUUACAUAUUGGGGUAACUCUGUGUCUCCUGACUUGGGAAAUAUGUCCCCAUUUUAUGCUUGUCUAUCUUGAGUGAUUCUCCAGCGAAGUAGGCCCUCGAUUUUCAGGAAAAUAUAAUUGUUGUCGUCAAUUCCUGGAGCCAUUAACUUCCUUUGGACUUGAAAUUAAACAAAUUCCACAGAUUCAGUUGUGUCUUCCUCAACAUCGGCUUCCUCCCAUUCACCUUCUUCUUCCUCUUCCUCACCACCUGAGUUCCAUUGGUUGAGACCAGCAUGCAUCGGAUAAAUGUCAAGAUUGUUUCCCUCGUCUGGUUCGGUAAGCAUCUCAGUCUCCACAAAACUAUGUUAUCAACGUCUACAUCAGCCUUGCCAUGAUGAAGAGAAUCCAAACUAUCAAAACACUCGCUUAAUUUUAUUGUCUGCGAGAACCCGCCGCUAUCUUCUAGAACCGGUUGGCGAUGUAUGGGAGCUUGUAAAAAGAAAGCUAAACUCAACAGAGAAAGGUAAAAAGCAUACUCGUUCAGUGAAAAAGAAAUCUGGGAAAUGUUCUUUCCAAAAUUCAUGUGAAUGUCCAGUACAAAUGCGGAGGAUGUGGCGAGAAGGACAGAGGAGGAGCCCUCGAAUAUCUGCUUUAGAUGCGAGGAAGGCUCAGCCAUCGAGGUCUCCUGUUGCUCGAACUAGGUGUAGUACCACUACUGUUACUAGUACUAACACUAGUUUACACGUAGAGCAUCAGCAAAAGAAACGCCGUUGUUUGGAUAACGGUGAGGGGCCAGCUUCCCGGACAAGGGCCACGAAGAAGAGGAAGCUCAGACCUCUUCAAGAUGUGGGUUCUCCUCCAAGUGCUCAACAGGAUCCCAAGUCCAGUGAUGAACAGGAUGGAAGACAAAAAAGUCAAGGAAACCUUAUAAGAAAUAGUGGACCAGAUCAACCCAUUGUGCAAUGUAAAGAUAGGACAAAAAAUGGAGAUCCAGUUUCCAAGCCAGUUUCAAUUAUUUCAGGUCAAUCACUUUCCGCACCAUAUGUGUCACAGAUGCCAAAAAAACACAUACUUGAGCUUAUUCUUGACAUAUUACAGAGGAGAGAUGCUUAUGAAAUAUUUGCAGAACCAGUCGACCCCAAUGAGGUAGAGGAUUACUAUGAAAUUAUCAAAGAGCCUAUGGAUUUUGGGACUAUGAGAGCUAAACUUCAUGAAGGAAUGUAUAAUAGUCUUGAACAAUUUGAGCAUGACGUGUUUCUAAUUCCCAGAAAUGCAAUGCAUUUUAACUCCUCAGGUACAAUCUUUUUCAGACAGGCUCGUGCCAUUGAUGAACUGGCUAAGAAGGUUUUUCAUGUUCUUAAAACUGAUCCUGAGAAUUUUGAAUUGGAAUUUUCGGGGACUAGACGACGAGCAAGUAGAAGACCCAAAAGUGAAGCUAAGAGUUCAACUUAUAGCUCAGUAUCUAAACUUGCCACAAAUUCAAGAUCCAAUAAUGUGACACCCAGUGCAUCGGGAAAACCUGUGUGCAAUUCAGCAAACAGUAUAGCGAAUUUAAGAACAGCAGGACAAGUAAUUCCUCGGUGCGCUGCCGGUGGUAUUUCUGCUCAAUCAGACACAAGGGAUGUUGAAGUGCCUUUAGGGUUUGGAGUUGAUAGACGAUCUGGUUCUUCUGAAGCAGAUAGGCGUUCUACAUAUAAACCUUGGUUGUCCAUCCUUAGUGAGAAUCAUUCAAUUGUUUCAAAAAUUUAUACUAAUUCCAAAAUGCUAAUGCAUGUGAAUCAGCAGGACAUUAGUUAUAAGAAAAGCUUAAUGUUGUUUGUUAAAGAUUUAGGGCCAACAGCCCAAAUGAUUGCCCAACGCAAGUUAAGUGGAUGGUCAACUGAAGCUAACAAUUAUCUAUAUUCAGAUUCAAAUUGGCCUAAGGCUCCAAACUGUAAGAAUUAUGUGACUACCAGCUUUGCCCAGUGUGUACCCACUUCCGCGGAUACUUCAACAACCAUUAAGAAGUCUCAAAACUUAAGCAGUGGUGACAGGAUUGACAUGGGUAAUGCUGAUAAAGGGAAGAGUUCUUAUUCUUGUGACCAAAUAGGAACCAGUGGCGCCUCAGUGGCAGUGGCCUCACAGGAUAAUGGUACGAGUACGUUUGGGGCCAUUAGACUAGAAGCUGUGAGCAGCAAUGAUACAAAAGUUGAGGGUAUUUCUAAGGAUAACAAUUUUCAACAGAAUCAGAAUGGUAGGAUACAAAUCGGCUUGCAUUCAUCCAUAAUUAAUGCAAGAGAUAUGAAUUUUUCAGAUGCUGGUUUAAACGACAAAGACCUGAAGUCCACAAAACUGAAAAUGGAGAAAAGCAAGAUGGAUGACAAACCAUGGUUACUGAAUUCAGCUUUCAAGGACAGCUUUUCAUCAUCUUCCUGGUCCUUAGAGAGCAUGGCCUCAGGUGCAUCAGGUUUUGGUCAAACUAGAGGGUCCAUGAAUAAUCUGAGUGUACAAUAUCUGAUAGGUUAUGAUCAAGGUGGAAUUCAUGAACUUGGUAGUUCAACUGAGACAGAUUGGUCAUUAAAAUCAAACGAGGCGUCAACACAAGUUUCCCAGUUUAUAUUUGAUCUACCCUUCCUAAGGACACGACUUGACGAGAUGAAGCAUUUGGGACAGAAGAGAUUUCUGCAAGAGAGCUCAGGUGGCCAAGGAGGUUUUGUGGAUAGAAUGAGCGAGAGUUACCGCGAUAAACCUCCACACUCAUCUUUAGAUACUCAGCUUGCUAGUUUGGCUCUUCAGCUGUGAGAAGCGAAUAUAUAUCACAAUAUAUUAAACCUUGUAAAUAUGCAUAUAAUGACUUUCUAUUUGCAUCAUGAAAAACCAAGCUUCUUGCUUCUGAAGAGUACAUUGCAAGUGCUUCUCCCUCUUUCCUCUUAGAUUGUACUUAAUUUUUGUCUGUGAAAGACAAAUUUUUAAUUUCUUUUUUAA
Molecule: messenger RNA, 3092 nt
Organism: Manihot esculenta (cassava)
Lineage: Eukaryota; Viridiplantae; Streptophyta; Magnoliopsida; Malpighiales; Euphorbiaceae
Product: bromodomain-containing protein DDB_G0270170
Exons: 12
Coding region: 435-2909 (824 amino acids)
Molecular function (GO): protein binding
Source: RefSeq, a predicted model, not a curated record